UAUGUCAUCGCGCUAUAACUUUCCUCUUUGUGCACAACUAUUUUUUUAAGUGGAAAAGUUUUUGUGAGCGUUUUCUUCGCAAGCUCUCCAGUUUUAUUACGCUGCCCGAGUACUUUUGUUAGAUUGUUAUCUCAUUUCUUCCCAUUUUUCAAACGCUUUUAGAGGCUGAAGUGAAGAGGAAUACCGAGCCUUUUAAAGACCAAUUCAUCGCGGGUGACUGUGCUGGGCAGACACUGCCAUGACUACCCAGCCUUCAGCUACGCUGCCCAGACUACGGUGGACUACCAACCAUCCUUCAGGGUAGCUGGGAAAGAUGGACUCACUGAAAGUUACCACCCGGAUUCUCCAUUGCCACCCGGGUGACCAAGAUCAGGAUAUAAUAAUUAAGUUGUCCCUGGAUGGCACAGGCUAGAAGACGAGAUGAAGCUAACUUUUUUGGCAGCAGCCAGCAGAGUUGAGGGGAUUCUGGCUUUUUCCAGUGUGUUUUAAUAUCUAGGUAGACAAAGUCUAUCAGCAAAGACUGAUCCAAGUCAAGUUAUCUCCCAGACAAACCCACAGAAAGUGCAGCCAAAUAUUCAUGGUACAUUUGGGUGGGAUCUGGUGCUGAUUUUAAACUCUGCUUUUUAAACUUACCAGUGUAUAUCCGUGUUUUAUAAUCCCCCUAAUUAAGAGACAGAAUAGGCACAAGGAAGCGCAGUCACCAUGCCCAGGCCAAGGGCAGGGCCUGAUCCACCACCUGAGGACAUUUAUGACUUCUCCAUGGACGCAGAGGAGGCUCAGUCUCUCCGCUUGCAAACGAAACCCUUAGAGCAGACGUCUCCUCUGAGCAAAUAUAUUGAGACUGAACACCAGCAAGCGGGGCUCUUCUCUAUCUUACCCAUCGACGCCUCUGACCUCCAGAAAAAAAGAAGGAAGAAAUGUGGUGCCUGCACCCCCUGCCUCCGUAAAGAGAACUGUGGUAACUGCGCAAACUGUCUGAACCGGAAGACGGGCAAGCAGAUCUGCAGGCUGCGCAAGUGUGAACAGCUGAAGAGGAGACGGAAUGAGUGGGAGGUGGAAUAUUUUGAAGACAACAGUCGAGGCUGCUUGGGAGACCCCGAACUGGCAGCUGAGACUGUUCACGAAGUCGAUUCAGUGGAUGGCCCCAGAAGUGGAGGCCAGAUGGAAAUUGGGUCACAUGACCGCCUCCAGGAAGGCGCGCUGAGCCUGGAACUGGCCAAUGGGGUAAAUUGCUACCCUAAUAAUGAUGAGACAUCUAUGGAAACAGAGCAGCAGAGGGCAGGAAGCAUGCCUCCAAGGCAGUGGGUGUCAGGACAUGGCAAAGUCAGUGACACCCAACAACAGCAACCAUGUUGGAACAGCGGCAGUGAUACAAACCCUGAUGAACCUGUCCACCACGCAAACAUGGAGGAUGCCCACAAUCUGGUAGCUUUUUCUGCUAUUGCUGGCUCCUUGCCUCCUUCUUCCUCCUCUUCCUGCCUCGUGCAGCCUAACACAGCCCAGCUAUAUGAGAAGUUCACCCAGGAGAUGGGUUCAGAGGGGGCUCAGGCCAGACUCUCUGCAGGGGCUCCUGAGGGUAGCUGCCAACCUCCAGAAGACCUGAACACCCUACAAACAGCACUGAGCCAAGCGAAACAUGGACACAAGCCCCCUAACUGCAACUGUGAUGGGCCUGACUGUCCUGACUACCUUGAGUGGCUGGAGAAGAAGAUUAAGUUGGCAACAAGUGAGGACCAAGGCACCUGUAAGAUGUCAGAUGCUCCUCGACACUUACAGCCUCACCUACAGCAACCCCAUUUGCAACGUCACCCUCAGCCCUACCCCCAGGUGAAUGGUGGCCACCGUCAGUCUACUUCAUACCCCACGCAGCAAAUGGGAACUCAAGGCCCUCAUCCAGACCAAGUGCCCUGCUCCAAACCCCCAAUUCCCUGCUCUCCCCAGGUGCUCUCCAUAGCAAAGGAAAAGAACAUCAGUCUUCAGACAGCCAUCGCCAUAGAAGCCCUGACCCAGCUAGCUGGUACUGGUCUGCAAGCUGUCGGCUCUCCAGGUCAAGCCCCCUACACCAGUAACCUCCAUCACCAUCAACAUACCCAAAACCCUCCAUCUCAUCCCCCCAAUGGCACUAGCUUGAUCCUGUCCUCUCCCAGCACCCACUCAUCUUCCUCACGCUCUCAAUCUGUCCCUCCAGGACUUCACACGAGCCAGCAGGGACCAGUAUCCUGUGAGCACCACAGGCCCCAAUCCCAGGGCCAGCCACCCCAUGCUACCCCUCUCCCAUCCUCUACCUCUCCCUUCCCAGGUCAGGGAAAACAUCGAGGCUUCAGCCCCAAUCCCCAGCAGUGGCAGCAGGGCUCAGGCAGAGGUUCUGAACAGAAGAAUCCAUGGAUGUGUAUGAACUCUGAGCCUCAGUCUCACUACGCCGCUGCACCUCACAGUAACUCAGACCCCAUGUCAGAGCUCAAACAGCUGCUUGGUGACACCAGUGGCAAGUUCAGCAAUGCUCCUUUCAAGCUUCCAGUCACACAGCAGCUCAGGUUGAGCCAGAAUGGAGGUAUCCAGGCACAGGACCACCCAGCACUGGCCAGAAUAAAGCAAGAGCCACAAUCUGGUGAGCACUACCAUCACACUGCCUCCAUGGGACAUUAUGGCAUGGCUAAUUGUCAGCAACAGGGUCAGCACUACCCUGGCACUCCCCUGUCUCCUGGCCAAGCAGCUAUCAGUCACUCCACUCAGGCAGCUCUGCAACAUCACCUUCACUACAAGAGGAACCUCUUCUCUAACCACUCCCCUGGCUUUGGAGCACCAGGCCCUCAUGCACCUCUGGCUUGCCAAAACUUGAAAAAAUGGUGGCCACAGAUGGAGUCAGAAGGUUUGCCCCAUCUGGCUAUCAAACAGGAACCCAAGGAACCCAAGAAGAAAAAAAGCAGCCAAGGAUCUCCUGUCAUAAAAGCUAUGAGUGGGAUGCUUACAGGCCCUCCCCUACCCAAACCCAAACAGAUAAUUAUCAAGAAGACCAAGCAGAAAGCCUCCAUGCCAACCUUCCUGCCUCAGAAUCAGAUCACCAUACAAAAACCACCAGUCCUCAUCAUGGACAGAGCCCCGGCCCUGACCAGCCUGCAACCAGGUUCUCUCCCCUCUCUGCCCCUCCACAGUAACUCCACUCAGGCUGCUGCUGCAGGCCUCCCUGCCCCAGCCCAAUCUCAGGUAUCAAUUUCCAACUCCUCAAUGACUCCCUCUUCCAUUGUUUCUGCUUUGUCAGAAAACACUCCAGCCCUCAUGGGUCCUCUGCCCCCACCCAUGGCCCCUGUAGCCCAUGCUAAGUCAGAGGGAGCAAGCAGCCUGGCCUCCAGUAACACCAGCACCACCACACCUCUGACCUCCACAUCUCCAUCAAGCACCUCACAACUACCGAGUCUCAUUAACAUAGACCCGAAGUACGAAGAACUGAUCCGCCAGUUUGAGGCUGAAUUUGGGGACUCCAAUGCACCUGCUAGUCAGUCCAUGGUGCAAACCACUACUGCCCCUCAGCUGGGGAAUUGGUCCCAGACCAGUCCUCAAGACCUCAGUCCCUCAUCUUCAUCCAAAUCCCAGUUGGCUCCCUUAACUCUCUCUACUCAAGCCAGCUCCACAUCUCAUCAAAACGAUCAGGAGAUGGAAGUCAACAAGAAUGAGUCAGGGACCCCAAGUGAAGCAACGUUGAACCAGGUAUCCACAGAAAGCCCUAUUGAGCAACAGCAUGAGGGGCCCCUUCCUCUGCAUCAGGAGGCAAUUCUGGACAAGCAGCAGCAGCCCACUGUAUUAGAGGAUACAUUCAGCAUGCCAGGUUCUCCGCUCCCUAAACGCAUGAAGAUUGAAGCCUCGGGUGAUAUAACAGUACUCUCCACCACAUGCUAUUCUGAGGAGGACACGCCCACUAAGGACAGUCUACCUUCCUCUCCAUCUCUCAGAGGCUUCCUAGAGUCUCCUCUGCGCUAUCUGGACAGCCCCACCAAGACCUUGCUGGAUACUCCUUCCAAGGAUCUACAGGCAGAGUUCCCCACCUGCACCUGUGUGGAACAAAUUGUUGAAAAAGAUGAAGGACCCUAUUACAAUCACCUGGGAUCUGGACCUACUGUAGCCUCCAUACGAGACCUGAUGGAGAAGAGGUAUGGUGAGAAAGGCGAUGCCAUCCGGGUUGAGAAGGUGGUGUACACUGGCAGAGAGGGAAAGAGCUCGCGAGGAUGUCCUAUUGCUAAAUGGGUGAUCCGUCGCAGCAGUGAUACAGAGAAGCUGCUGUGUCUUGUGCGCCAUCGUGCUGGCCACCACUGUGCCAACGCUGUCAUCAUCAUCCUCAUUAUGGCCUGGGAAGGUGUCCCGAAGGCCAUGGCUGACCAACUGUACCGUGAGCUGAGUGACAGCCUCACCAAAUUUGGCAACCCCACCAGCCGACGCUGUGGCCUCAACGAUGAUCGUACCUGUGCGUGUCAAGGCAAGGACCCUGAAACUUGUGGCGCUUCCUUCUCCUUUGGCUGCUCCUGGAGUAUGUACUUUAAUGGCUGUAAGUACGCCCGCAGCAAAAUGCCACGCAAGUUCAGGCUACAAGGAGAUCGCCCUGAAGAGGAGGAAAAACUCAGGGAUCGAUUCCAGCAUCUGGCAACUGAGGUGGCUCCUUUGUACCAGAAGCUGGCCCCACAGGCUUACAGUAACCAGUGCCAGUCAGAGUCGAAAGCUCCAGAGUGCAGGCUGGGCUUGAAGGAAGGCCGUCCAUUCUCUGGAGUCACUGCUUGCAUGGACUUCUGUGCCCAUGCUCAUAAGGACCAGCACAACCUCUACAAUGGUUGCACAGUGGUGUGUACUUUAACUAAGGAGGACAACCGUAAGGUGAAGGGGAUUCCUGAGGACGAGCAGCUCCAUGUGUUGCCUCUUUACAAGAUCUCCCUGACUGAUGAGUUUGGUAGUGAGGAGGCCCAGCGCCUCAAGAUGCAGACGGGGGCCAUCCAGGUGCUUCAGGCUUUCCGCCGUGAGGUACGCAAGUUGCCCGAACCGGCCAAGUCCUGCCGACAGCGUAGACUAGAGGCCAAGAAGGCCUCCUCAGAGAAGAAGAAAAAUAAGCUAAUGCAGUCAGGGGAGACACCAGAGAAGACUGUGGUCAAGGCAGAGGUCUGCAUCCCCGGUUCCCCUCAACCCCAAGGCAAUAAAGCAAUUAUAAAACAAGAGGUGAAGCCCAACAUCAAGAAAGAGCACUUCAACGGAUCAAUAGAUGGAUACCCUGUGCAGGCACCAGACCCAUUCAACAACAUCUAUCCACACCCUGCCUACUAUGCAAGGGGAGGCCUUCCCCCAACUGGCCAGCCCUCUGCACCAGACCCAGUAAACGGUUACCACCACACUGCAAUGCACUAUGGCUACUACAACUAUCCCCCCAAUGCACUUUUCCCCCCUAAGCUGAGGACCUACGAGGGUCGAAAUGGCGCUUUGCCCAAAGCAGGCAGCAAGAUUGACCAGGUAGAAAAGAAGCCUGAUAUUCAGAGCCUUCAGGCCCGACUGGCCAAGUCCUACCCCAGCUACACAGAGCAAGCCAACCAACCAAACCACAGUGGUUACACCCACCCUGUGGACUACAACCAGUCCCGUCCUUCUUCUGUCUCUUCUGAAUCCUCCAACAGAGGCACUCCAGUCAUCAAACAGGAGCCUAUGGAUGUGCCAGUCUAUGAAGGCACAAUGCCAAGCCAGGCUGGUGCCAACACACCUAGCACCACCCCGCAGCCCAUGGCCUGGCCAGGGCACAAGCUUAACGGAAGUAUCGUUCCCACCAACUGGGACAGCCAUCUGAACCCUAAACAAAAUCCUGAAGCCUUAUUGUUGAACCCGGACAAGCAGCAGUUUCACCAGCAUCCCCAGCAGCGGCAGCCCUCUCCUUACCCCCAGCAGUGGACAUCCUACCCUGGAUCAAAUGCCCUGAUGGCUUCCCCUGCCCCAUCACCAUCCCUCCAGGUACCUCCCUCUCUAUCUCCAUCCCCUCAUCAAGGCACAGUGCUCCCAGGUCACAUACAUCAAGGCCACUCGCGCCCUGCCACCCCACGCCCAACCACCCCUCACCCAGGUACACCACAGCCUGGUAACCCCCACUCAGGCUUAGUUACACCACAGCCAGGUACCCCAGGCCCAGUCACCCCAAGGAACUGGGCCAGCCCAGCUCCUGGUCCUCAGCCGAAUGCUUGGGCCAUGGGCCCUGUGGCAUAUAGCCCUGGUUUGAAGCACAGCAAUCCUGCAGGAGCCUACCCUGACAAGAUCUGGUCCAAGACCGGGGAAAGUCGGUGUUCCACUCCCCUUGGGCUCCAAGAGAAGGCAUGGAAGUCUUGUGGAGGUUCAGUGGCAGGCAGUACCCCGUCCCCUGCCCCUGAGGGUCGCCUCUUCCCUGAUGCCCUGCAGCAGUCUGAUCAGGCCUGCUGGAACCCCAGCCGAGCUGAGAGUGAUGUUGAGAGCAACAAGGGCCGUGAAGAGGACGAUGAUGAGGUGUGGUCUGACAGUGAGCACAACUUUCUGGAUCCCAACAUUGGUGGUGUAGCUGUAGCACCAGCCCACGGCUCUAUCCUGAUUGAAUGUGCUCGUCGGGAACUACAUGCUACCACUCCGCUCAAAAAGCCUGAUCGCUCCCACCCCACCCGCAUCUCCCUGGUCUUCUACCAGCACAAGAACCUCAACCAGCCCAUGCAUGGCCUGGCUCUGUGGGAGGCCAAAAUGAAGCUACUGGCAGAGAGAGCACUGCAGAGGCAGCAGGAAGCGGCUCUUCUGGGCCUCUCCCAGGAGGACAUAAAGGCCCUUGGGAAGAAACGUAAGUGGGGGGCUACGGUGACAGGUGCCAGUCCAGGACCUGGACAAUCUAAAGACAAGAGGGAGGGGCCAGUGACGCGGGUAACCCCCACCUUCCACACCACCUCUAUGGUUACUGUGUCUCCCUAUGCCUUCACCCGCCUCACUGGGCCCUACAGCCACUUUGUCUAAGUUCAGACAGACAGAAAAUGACUGAUAGCUACAGAGUGGUGCAGUGGAGGGCUGGAGAGAGCGAUGAGCAGGAUGAAUGUCUCUCAGCCGUCCCGCAGUCUGGCAUCUCUCCAUCCUGCCCCCUCCGCAGUCCACUUGGAGGAGGGGACAUUUUUAUUGUUUUUUACCUCAUGUCAGGCAGUGGUUUGGGCUUCAGACACACUGCCUGUGGUGCUCUUCCUCUCUCUUCCCUGGAGAGGAACUCCAUUGCUUUUUCUUGUUUAUAGAAUUUUAAUGAUUCUAAUUAUUGCUAUUAUUAUCAAUAUUAUUAUGAUUGCUAUUGUUACUGUCAAUGUUGUUAUUACAGGUAUUAUUAUAAUGAAGAUUUGUUGUUUUUUUAUUAUUGCUGUUUUCAUUAAUGUUAUUAAUGAUGUGAUUGUUUUUGGUUAUAUAUUUUUUUAAAUCAAUCAGUCUGAGUCAGUCAGACUCAGACAAUUGCUUUUUCCAUGUUUGGAAAACAUGUACCCUAUUUUUUGUUCGAUCUUCUUUGUUUUUGUCAAUCUUCCAGCUGUACUUAGAGGAGGAGCCAUUGUCUGUCCGGCAAGACAGCAAAUCAAUAUUACUGUAAUCACAUGUACGUGUAUUUAUAAAAAGCCUUUAGAUAUCUAUCUCUAUAUUGGCAAUAUAGAGAUAAGUAUCUCUAUAUUAGACAUGUAUCUUUAAGAUAUGUAAAGCCAGUUUAGGCCUUCAUAAAGGAUACUUACAGUUAUUAUCAACCUGGGCUUGUAUUUUGGCCUUCAUAAGGAUUAGAAUCUGUCUUACCAGCAGCACUACACAGCACAGUAACACUGGAAAUUGUAAACAUUAAUUUACAUUAAUUUAAUAUUGCCUGGAACUAAUUAAGAAUGGGAUAAAUCUUUGCACUUCAGCCUCCCAGCAUUACGUACAAAAAGUAUACAUUCUAUUCCUGUCUACACAUCUAGUAGGGAAAAAAACAAAGAAGGACGUAAAGACAGAUAUCCAACACAGUCAAAACAAUACAGUGUAUGUCAGAAUAUUCAGUUGUAUUUGCACAUUUAUAGUGUACCUUGUUGAUGUGGCUACUGUAACAAGUAGAACACACAAACUUCAAAAUGAAGACUGCUUCUUCUUUUAUAUUACAUGAGUAUAGCUGAAGAGCAGUGCUUGGUUUCAGCCGUUCUGUAUUUGUUUUGUGACUGUGUGGGAAAGCAGAGGCCCUAGAAAGCUUAAAAAACUGUUUUAAACAAAACAACAGCUUAAAAAAAUGUGUACUUGCCUUUUAAACGAAAUUGGGAGCAGAUUCUGCUGUUUCUCUUGUCGUUCGAUGAUGUGUUCCUCCUCCUCUUCUGCACCCCUCCAGCUUUCGACUGGUGCUCAACUUCCAGCUCUGAUCGAUUCUCAUUCCGCUACUCUUCAUGGCACUUGAUGCUGUACUUAGGUGCUCUUUCUCAAAUCUGGCUCAUCUGGUAUUAGCAAGUAAAUAUUUUUCUUCUGCCCAAGGCGGAGUACCAGAAUGAUGUGAUUGCAGCAAAUUUGUCAUGCAAAGAAAAGUAUAAUGAAUUAUGUUACAAAUGCUUUCCUUUGCUUGUCAUGUUUUUCUAUGGGGAAAAAACUGUACAUAUCUGGUACUCCACAGAGGCGAAUGAUACUAUUUGCAAAUGUCAUUUGACCCAGAUCUGUAAUUGCCACAUAGAGAUGGGACAGGUGGCAGACUUAAUCUUCCUAUAACAUUCAAGUUAGGGAUGAGCAAUUCACAGUGUAAACUCUAGAGGGCAGCAGUGCCUGCCUUUUCAAAGUGGUGUGUACAAACAAACCUACAAGCACUUGAGAGCCAUUCAGAAGCCAGUAGAGCCUUGUCUUGCUGCUUUAACCAUCCAUGGCCAGUAGAGGGGGAUCUCACAUCCUGUUUGCUGACCGUGGAUGGGUCUCACCAGAGCAGCUCAAGGCGAAGCUGCUGUCUGUCCCAUUGUGGCACAAAUGUGAAUGAAGUUUGGAGAUGCUUUUGGGAAGGCCGUGCUAGGCUAGAGCAGAAGGAAACAGUGUUGGGACAGCAGUGCUUUUGGUGCUCCUACACACACACUUGGUGCUCUCCUAUUACACUUGAUUUACUGUGAAGGGCCAACUCCUUCCUCUGCAUGGUGCUGUCAUCUUCGAGCAGAGCGAGGUGUGUCCUUCUGCAGGCACCUUUUGUCACCACAGAGCCAGCCAAUCAAAGUGGCUGCCCUAUGGCUGCAGCUUUGUCAUUGGGGUUAAGAACUGGUGUUCCUUUUUCUUGCGGCCAAGUGGUUUUGUCUCAAACAAAGUACACUGUACAGGGCAGAGAAAGCACAGUCAUUCAAUGCAUUUUGGUAACCCUUUCACAGAGAAAACAAUAAUACUGAGAGUUAAAGGGAGACCUUGGAAAAUUACUGUAGCUUCUGGGAGUUGGCGCCAAAUGCAAAUGCAUUGAAUCAAUGAAUCUCUCACUUUGUGUGCGUUUGUGUGUGUGAUGUGUGUCUGAAAAUGGCACAAAUGCAUGGGUGCGUGAAAGGGAAGAGCCAAAGAGAGAGACUAUUUGAUAGCCUGAGUCCCGAGAAUCAUUUUUAUUUUCUCUCCAUCAACCAUGUGACUGUUUGAAUACUUAAACAGUCACAUGGUUUACUUGCAACAUGUGUUGAAAAUGAAAAUGAGCAACUAGUAGAGCUCGAUACAGGCUGACUCCUGGCUGCUGGGUGGUUGUUUGGGUCGAGGCCCCGUUAUCUGUGAAAGACCCUGUUACCUCUCCCGAAGGUCUCCAGCUCUCUACCUCACGCUGUAGAGACACUGGUCACAAUCACAACUUGCUACUGAGGGCAGAGAAUCAUGCAUAUGUUCCUUUGUGUGCUCUAGAUCUCCACACUCAUUUUAACCUUUUUUUUUUUUUUUUUUACUCUUAUUUAUUACUACAUGGUGAUGAUGAUAAUGAUUGUCUUUGAUGUUAUUGCUUUUUUUCAUCUUUUUUUAUAUAGCUAAUACAAAUUGUACAUAGAGAAGAAAAGAUUUAUAAAAGCACUUUUAAUCUUGAUUUUAAUGACAAAAAGUAAGAGCCGAUUAUUGACAACUUGAAGCUUAGUUUUUUUUUUUUUUUUUUUUUAUUUUCUCAAGAGAGAGAUAAAAAAUGUAAAUAUUAAAAUAUUUAGGUAAGAUUAUUUAACUGGUGAGGAUAGUAACUAAACCAUGAAUGACAAGGGGGUAUUUUGAAGUCUCUGACAGCCCUCAACAACAGUAAACAACACUUGGUCCCAAUGUGUUGUGUGUAAAUGUGUGCUUAGUAACACUGCUGUUUUGCUUUCGUAAGUACUGUACCCCUUGUCAGCAUGUAACUGACAGAGACCUGUCACUUUCGAAAAACAAAUUCCUUUGCCCAAUUAUGUAACGUGAAACGACACUCAAAAUAACUGGAGGGAUCCCCUGUGUUGCAGUUCUGUGACCAAAACCUUUUAUCUACAAAAAGCAUGAAUUUUAGAGUUUUAGAAACGCUUGUCUCCUUGACAGCAAUUCAUAUUUUGACAUUUUACAGCAGAUGUCAACAACCCAAGAGAAAUCCUCACAAAUUAAUAUCAAAUUUCAAUUUAAGCUUGAAAAAUACCAAAAUUUGACAACAAUUCAACAAUAGUGAUCUACAGUAAGCUAAGGACAAAUCUAAAAGGGUAAGCAUAACCUGAUAUAUGCUGUUUGUUCAUUUUGGGAAAUACACUUAUUUGCUUUCUUGCCGAGUGUUAGACGAGAAGACUGAUACCACUCAUGUCUUUAUGGUGAAUAUGUAGCUGGAGCCAGCAGGCAGUUAGCUUAGCUUAUCUUAGCAUAAAUACUGGAAACACAGGGAAACAGCCAGCCAGGCUCCUUCGACAGGUAACAAAAUCCACCUACCAGCACCUCUAAAUCUAACCAUCACAAUAUAUCUCGUUUGUUUAAUCAAAAACCGAAAUCUGAACAUCUGGUGGUUAUGUCUCCAACUACUCCGUCCAAGUAACCAGGCCAACAGCAGAGACUACAGUAAGUCACUGCACCUAGCCAAGAAAUGAUCUGCCACGUAUCCUGUGCAUUUGGUCAGAGCGGGGCUAGCUGUUUCCCUCUGUUUCCAGCCUUUAUGCUAAGCUAAGCUAACCGGCUGCAGCCUGUAGCUUAUAUUUAACAUACAGAAAUGAGAGUGGUAUCAAUCUUCUUAUCUUAGUCUCAACAACAAAGCGAAUUAAGUAGAGUCGCCCUUGAUAAAUUUACCACAAAUCGUGCAGGACUGCAUCCGAAGGGGGUGAGGGGGGGUAUGUUUAGGAACCAGUCUGAGGUGAAUCAGUGGGCGAUGUUUUAGCGAUCUUUGUCAGUUGUGUUAGACUAUCAGGUAAGAGACUGCUCCCUGCUUGUUUAGAUGUAUCUAUCAUUAUUAUCCAAUCUAGUUCUCAUAAUAGUAAGUAUGCACCUGGCAUAAAAAUCACGACGCUCCUGUUUAGUUUGUAAUGAUUAGAUUGAUCAUAUGAUACACACAUUAUGGCCAACAGGUGCAGGGGCUGGGACUGGUACAGAUACAGGACCGAUUUUACUUUUUACCAUAAUGCAUGGCCCACAUUACACACACACACACACACACACACACACACACACACACACACACAUACUUGUCUAACAAUGGGUGCUGAGGAUACAGUGUACAUGAUAUCUUAAUAACUUUGUAAAUUUCUAAAUGUCUCACGAGUUUGGUGGAUGGUUCUCAUGAGAGGUGCCACCUCCCAAGCACGUACCGAGAUGGGGGGUCGGUCAGCUGGUGCUAUGAUGCUACACCUUAAAAAAAAAUUCACUGUGUAAAAAUGUGAGGGAUAAAUGAUUACCACAAAUAUUUUUCUGAGCUCUUCGAAUGUCAAAAGAACUAUACUUUUGAUUCAAGCAGUUUCACAGGAUAGGAAGCUGCCCUGGUGCUGACUUUAUGAAAAGUCUUUUGUUACAACGCUACAAAUUUACAUCUCUUUUUGAGGGCAGGGGGGCACUCAAACAGUUGAUUACAUUCUCUAUCAAUAUUCAUUCCAUAUUGUACUUGAACUCAUUAAAACUAGGAUGAGAUAUAGAAUCAUAUUAUAUGAAGACUGUUAUCUGGGUUUCACAUUUGGUACAGUGCAAGUACCACAGGCUAUUGAAAUGAUCUUUUGAGUAUAUUGUACAUGUUGAUGGUAACUGAAUGCUAAGAUAUUUGAACAAUACAAGAAUAGCAAUUGUGUACUGCCUCCCUCUUCCUCUCCCUAGUCAUGCACUUCCUUUACUCAACCCCUCUCUGACUCUUAACACCUUGUAUAUUUUGUCUUUCUCACACACAAACAUAGAUACACAUAUGCAUCUCGCUGUGUAUGGCCCACUUUUAGAAGUCUCUUGAACACAUUAUUUAAUGAACACUCUCCAAAUUCGGGAUAAAGACUUGGACCCUGGCCCAUACAAAAAUAAAAAUGAACCUACACAACUGGCAGCUACAUUCCUGUUUGAGUUUUAGGGUUGUUCUUGGUUCAUUAUUUUCAUGUCAAGGAUGCAGUAUGUAAAAAAAAAAGUGUUUUUGUUCAGUCUCUCUCUCUUUGUAGCUGUAUGGUGUAUUAUGUGAAUACAUAGUGUAUGUGGUAAAAACCCCACAAUAUUGUUUUAUGUUGCGCGAUAAAUAAAAACAUUGAAGUGAAAA
Dicentrarchus labrax (European seabass) is the source of this 12655-nucleotide messenger RNA. It is a transcript of the gene tet3, whose product is annotated as tet methylcytosine dioxygenase 3. The record is from RefSeq and is a predicted model, not a curated record. Gene Ontology annotation, biological process: positive regulation of transcription by RNA polymerase II; oxidative demethylation. NCBI's taxonomy places the organism in Eukaryota, Metazoa, Chordata, Actinopteri, Moronidae. The coding region runs from base 703 to 6984 and encodes 2093 amino acids. Gene Ontology annotation, molecular function: DNA 5-methylcytosine dioxygenase activity; zinc ion binding; DNA binding. The transcript has 12 exons. Gene Ontology annotation, cellular component: nucleus.